Messenger RNA from Cimex lectularius (bed bug), 4655 nucleotides. RefSeq names its product histone-lysine N-methyltransferase SETD1B-like. The transcript is spliced from 3 exons. Gene Ontology annotation, molecular function: histone H3K4 methyltransferase activity; RNA binding; protein binding. The record is from RefSeq and is a predicted model, not a curated record. The coding region runs from base 419 to 4315 and encodes 1298 amino acids. Lineage: Eukaryota; Metazoa; Arthropoda; Insecta; Hemiptera; Cimicidae. Gene Ontology annotation, cellular component: Set1C/COMPASS complex.
CCGGCCGUUUCAAACUACGAAAAGGCCGCAGCAGUCGAGACUUCGAGAGUCAGAGAGCAGGGCAGUCGCGCUGCCCCCAAUAAGGCCUUUUUCACCUACGAAAUCCCUUUUUACACCCCCCGUUUAUUAUUAUUAUUAUCGUUAUACAACAUAAUCUGUCCGAUUUUUGCUGUACGACCAGCUCAGCCGACUUCCCGGGCAGAAGAUUCCCCCCAGCCAAUUCGUAAGAUGGUCAGCUAACUGCGGAUUAUGAGAGUACUGACUCGUGUUGGCCCACACGAGAUCGCUGACGAAAUAAUGGGGGAAUCAGAAUAUCAAAGAAAACCGCGAUAGAAGCAGAGCGGAUUAUGGAUUAAGGGUUAUGAUUGAUUUUGAUUGACCGGAGGGCUAACAACAAUUCUGGCAAGUGAAACAAGUUAUGGACCUCGCACCACGGAACCACCGUGGGAGCAGUUCGUCAAACCAUCACCAUCAUCAUCGCCACCACCACCAUCGUCACCACAACCACCACCAUCAUCAGAACCACCACCAUCACCAGCCGCCGCCUCCUCCUCCCCCUCCACCUCCACCGCCACCUUCUACACCGCCUUCUCCCCAACCGCCGCUGCCACCGGCUCAGAAGGCGAAGAGCUGGAAACUGCUCGUCGACCCUGUUCUCGUGAAAGGUGGCACCAAGCUUUACAGGUAUGACGGUCAGAAUCCGAAUGACACCGUGUUCUCGCAGGUCCAAGUCCGUGACCCUAGAUCCCACCUCUCACGGAUAUGGGCCAGGAUGGAGACGAUGGACCUCCCGGUCCCUAGGUUUAGGAUCGAUGAGAAUUACAUCGGUGUCCCACCUCCUGUCGAGAUCACGAUGUGCAACCUCAACGACAACAUCAACAAUAGCUUCCUCACAGAGAUCGUUCAGAAAUAUGGAGUACCCGAAGAGGUGAACAUAUAUUACCACCCGGUGACAAAAAGGCAUCUCGGCCUUGCCAAAAUAACCUUCGAGACAGUCAAAGGGGCGAAAUUGUGCAUUGAAAAACUUAAUGACACUUCUGUCAUGGGUAAAGUUGUCAAAGUUUUUUUAGACCCUUUUGGAAAUGAAUGUCAGAAGUUGUUUGACAACAUGACUAUAGAGAAGAAAAAGGUCGAGGAACCUCCACCACUACCACCCCCACCUGUGAAAAUAGAAGAGAAAAAGGUGAAAAAAGAGGAAGAUAUGAAAAAAGAAGAAAAGGAAUAUAGUGAUUACGGUCAAUCGGCUCUAGAGGCAGUUAUCCCGAGAAAUUAUCACACUCCAAGUUAUCACACACCCAAGGAUUAUUAUUCCACCGGAGCAGCACAGAUGACUUAUGAACAGUACAAUCAUUAUGCUCAACAUACAUCAUAUUACCAACACUUGGCUCCAAUAGCGGCACAGUGGGUCUGGCCUGACAAUCACCAUCCUCAGAUUCCAGCCACGUGGGACGUGCGCCAACCGGUGGCCCCUCCAUUGCCCACCAGCGCCCCGCCUACUCCUAUGUGGCCUGAACCCACGACCAAAGAGCCUGAAAAACCUAAAAAGAAAGAGUCGAGCCCGGUAGAAAGCAAGCAAAUGGACCUUGAUACGAGAAUAGAACUCAUCCUCAAAGGAAAAUCCGUUAGUGGUCCCAACCCACCGUUCCUGCAGAUAAUAAACAAUGAGUCUGACGAGGAUGAACCCGACUUGGACCCGUUGAGACCAAAACGGCUUUCACUCGAGACAGAAAAUUAUAUCGCAAGUAAAAUGUCAGGCCCAGAAAGUACAAAUCAGUCUCCCGACGAGAAUGACCAACCCCUCUCAACACCUCCUUCACCAUUUUUAUCAUUAGAAACUUAUUUAGAGUGUCAUCAGAAGGCUGUUGAAAAGUCAAAAUUAUUAAAACAGAUGGAAAUGAUGGAGACGACUGCUCUUUUGGAAAAACAGUCAAAAAUGUUGAAAGACAGCUCUUUGCACAGUGAAAUAUCUUCUAGUGAGGAUGAUAUUUUAGCAGGAAAAGAAUCAAAACCUCCAACGCCUGAAAGCAUGAUUAAUAAAGCCGACGAGGAUGAUAGGAUGAGUUUGUCCAGCUUGAGUUCAGGAGAGCAAAAGAUUGAAGAAAUGAAACCAACGACUGAAGUCUUGCAGUCCGGAUUUAACGGUUUUACAUCACAUUAUUUUUCACAGAACAAUCUAUUUGCCAGUGACAUCUUUAUGCCGUGGAGGCAUCAUUACUCGCAGUUUUUUGGUUCCUUCCACCCUUAUAAUUUUCAACCUCACAUACGUUCUAUGAUGAGCUACCCACCUCCUGGCUACAUACCCUUCCAACAGCAAAAAUCUAAAGAGCCGUCCUCCCCUCAUGAUGCCACUAUAAAAUCUGUUGUCGAAAAGAUAACGCAAGAGUUGAAACAAAUUUUGAAAAGGGAUUUUAACAAGAAAAUGGUGGAGAAUACGGCGUUUAAAGCUUUUGAAAAGUGGUGGGACGAGUCCGAAAGGAGAUCUAAGGAGAGAACGGGACAGAAUGAGCCCGAGAAGCCUGCUCCGAAUAUUUUGACUUCAAUUUUGGAUUCGGGAAUGGAAGCUUUGGACCCAAUGUCACUUGGCUCGUUUGGUUUAGGCUUCCGUGCAGCUCUCCCUAAACUUCCUUCGUUCAGGAGAAAAAGAAAGCCUCCGUCUCCGAGAUACGAUGAAGAAUCUGAACAGGGUAAUGCCAGUGACCAAGAAGAAAUUGUACACCAUUCUGAUAACGACAGCGAUGCUGAACUCCAGAUACCUCCUGAAGAAGAAAAGAUCAUUUCAAGGAAACGGGUCGUCUCUAGUAGUUCUUCAUCGUCCUCAUCUUCAGAAUCGAGUUCUUCGUCUUCAAGUGAUAGCUCAAGCAGUUCGAGUGAAGACGAUUCAUCGAGUGAGUCAGCGACUUCGGGUAGGAGUUGCCUCGAUUUACUCGAUUUUGAUGAUUUCAAAGAAGCCAAGACUCCUGAAGGGUACGCAACUCCAAUCCGAGAAGCCGAUACCGAAAGUUUUGCCGAUGUAUCUGAGGUCCAGUCUCCUAAAUUUAUCAGUGACGAGGAAACACAAUCCGCAGAAGAGACCGAAGACGAACCGCAAUCUUUGCCACCCCCACCGACCGAAGCGGAAAAGGUGGUUAAAAUGGACGAACAAGAGCCCGAAGAGUUCAGCGGGCACAUCGCUAUGGAACAUUCUUACUGUCGACCAACAGAGUGUCCUAGUGAAAUUGUGUCUCAAGAAUAUAUCGAUCACGAUCAUGGCUAUUUAGACAGAAGGAAACAACCAUUAAUGCCCAUACAUGAAAAUAGAAUUAGAAAACAUGAAAAACACGAAAAACAUGAGAAACACGAGAAACAUGAAAAACAUGAGAAACAUGAAAAAUAUGAAAAACCAAAAUCUCCUAAGAGAGAAGCUGUUAAAUCAAUAAGAAGAUAUGAACAGAGAGAUAUUCUAAGUGAAAUGAACAUAUUAUACGAAUUCCUCACAAAAGGGAUUGAUUAUGAAGAUAUCAAGUUUUUGAAAACAUCUUUUAAUCAAUUGUUGAAUGACAAUGAUGGCAUUAGAAUGAACUAUUGGCUACAUGAUACUCACUGGGUCGAUCAUCCUUGCACUGACGUAGUUAUACCGUCAAAACGAAGACGGAGGGAAGAAAAAGAACCCCACUCCUCAGGCUCUGCGAGGACCGAAGGUUUCUACAAAAUGGAUUCAAAACAGAAAAUAAGAAUAGACCAUCAUCAGUCGAUAGCUUCGAGUUUGAUGGAGCCAGAAGAGGCUACUCUCACUACAACCGGAAAGAUGGUUGCAAUUUCAAGAGAAGCCAGGAGUAACCAAAGGCGUCUUUUGACUGCGUUUGGCGAAACGGAAAGCGAUCUGCUAAAAUUCAACGUGCUCAAGUUUAGAAAGAAGCAGCUGAAAUUUGCCAAAUCUUCUAUCCACGAUUGGGGCCUAUUCGCCAUGGAGCCUAUCGCGGCUGACGAGAUGGUCAUAGAGUAUGUGGGCCAAAUGGUACGCCCAGUAGUCGCAGAUUUGAGAGAAAGGCAUUAUGAAGCGACUGGAAUCGGAUCCUCUUAUCUCUUUAGAAUCGACACGGAAACGAUAAUAGAUGCCACUAAAUGCGGCAACCUGGCUAGGUUUAUAAACCAUUCCUGCAACCCUAACUGUUACGCCAAGAUAAUAACGAUAGACAACCAGAAAAAAAUUGUCAUUUAUUCAAAACAGCAAAUCAGUGUGAACGAGGAGAUAACUUACGAUUACAAGUUCCCGAUAGAGGACGUGAAAAUACCUUGUCUCUGUGGUGCACAGGGUUGCCGUGGAACAUUAAAUUAAUAUUGUACAUAUAUAUAUUAGUGUGUAAAUAAGCUGUACACUUGUUGUAUUAAAUAAUUAUUAUGAAAAAGAAAAAAAAACUGUAAUUACUUCCAUACAAAAAUAAUAAUUUGUCCUAUGAUUUUUUUAAAUCUGUAAAUAACAUAAAUGUAAAUAUGAGGUAUUUGCCCCAUUGUCUGUGUUAGAUUUUUAAUUAUUUCAGAUAUUUUUUUCCCAUUUUUUUCUACUGAAAGAUCUCAGAAGUAAAUGUUAAUUAUCAAUCUGUUUUUUCCUGGACAAUUUGCACAUUGAUUAUACAACAAAUUCAGAUUAACCUUUAAUAAAACUUUUACUAGUCUUC